Ilex paraguariensis (yerba mate) is the source of this 243-nucleotide messenger RNA. Lineage: Eukaryota; Viridiplantae; Streptophyta; Magnoliopsida; Aquifoliales; Aquifoliaceae. The record is from the annotation of a GenBank genome assembly.
AUGGAGGGGUAUGUGAUGAUAGUGUUGAAGGGUUCUGUACCCAUGUCAUUUGGUGGAACUGAGCAGCCAACAGCGUAUGGUGAGUUGGUGUCCAUUGGGGGCCUCAACCCUGAUACAAACAAGAAGCUGAGUGCUGCUAUUGCCAGCAUACUUGAGACCAAGUUGUCCGUGCCUAAGUCACGGUUCUUCCUGAAAUUUUAUGACACUAAGGCAAGCCAUCUCAUGUCUCUGAGUCAUCUUUAA